This is a messenger RNA of Aphis gossypii (cotton aphid), 3374 nucleotides long. It is a transcript of the gene fwe, whose product is annotated as calcium channel flower. Lineage: Eukaryota; Metazoa; Arthropoda; Insecta; Hemiptera; Aphididae. Gene Ontology annotation, biological process: vesicle-mediated transport. Gene Ontology annotation, cellular component: membrane. The coding region runs from base 322 to 876 and encodes 184 amino acids. The transcript is spliced from 7 exons. The record is from RefSeq and is a predicted model, not a curated record.
ACGUCUUAUCUUGGACAAUAAAAACGAUAACGUCGAUGACGACGACCUCACUACCGCAGUCCAGUUUAUAACAUAUUUUCCCGUUGUCAACAGAAAGGUUUCGCGAGUCGUUCUCACGAUAUACCACCUAAUAUUAAUUUAAUUUUCUCGAUAUCCGUCUUACUCACGUUUUUAUUUCGACAGUAUAUACAACUGUUUAUACGUGGUGCUUUAGAUCUUUCUAUUACCCGUUUUCACCCCGUUUGCAGACCGACCCGCAUACAGUCGUGCGCCCACUCAAGUCCAACUUCUAGAACCGCCCGCCCACGCAACCUAACGACCAUGUCUAUGGGAGAUAAAGUCACAAAUCUUUGGAAAAGGGCCAGUGAUGAAGAUGAAAAUAGGGAAGAAAUUCCUUGGCACUUAAAAUAUGGUAGUAGAACAUUGGGAACAUUUGCAGGCAUUGUUAAUUUAUUCACUGGUAUCUGGAAUGGACUGGGAUUAAUUUUUUUAAACACAGAUUGUUUAUUUGGUGGAAUCUUACAACUACUCCUUGGUAUUUUACUUAUUGCGUUAGAAGCACCUUUUCUAUGUGUGUUUAUCGAUUAUAUGCAGAAAGUCAGUGAUGUUGCUGAAAAUAAACCCUACUGGACUAGAGCUGUUACAUAUGCUGGGUUAUCCUUAGUACCAUUGCUUCUGUGUUUUGGUCCAAGUACAUUAAUAGCCAGUGCUUUAGUAUUUUGUACUGGUUUAUUAUAUGGUCUCAUGUCAGUUGGGAAAAAAGGAUCUAGGGAAGACAUGGGAGCUAUUGCUUCUCCUGUUGAUAAUGUGUCUCAACCCAUGGGCGGACAUCACACAACUUUAAUGGAAGAUCCAGAUGUGUGGCGUCCCACUUAAGGCAAACUGAAAUUUUUAGUGUAUUAUUGUUGCUUAUUUUACUGGGCACCAGCAGAACAAAUGAAAACUACAGCAUCCACAUUAGAGCCAUGAAACAUAUACAAUAUUAGUGGAAAAUAUACAUUUAUAUAUGUAUAUAUGUAUAUCACAACCUUAGAAUUCACUAAAACCAAUUAAAAAUAAUUUAUUGGUUCCCUAGUGAUUUUAUUAAAAUCACUAUCCACAUGCAUUCCAAUGUACCAUGGUCUCCUAACUGAUGAUACUCAUUUAUCUAUAGUAAUCAAGUCCAAUAAAAUUAUUAAAUUAAUUCAAUAUAUAUCAUUCUAUAGAUGUAUUGAUGUCUAUUAAUGGUAUCCCCCUACAUUUCAUCUCAUUAAAAUGCAUGAUAGAUUUUCAUAUAUUUAUCUAAAAACCUUAUAUAAGAUAAUCUUUACACUUAUUUUACUUUAAUUAUAUAAUCUUAUUGCAUGCCAUUAAUAUACAUAAAUUUAGUUGUCAUGAUUUUAACAAUUUUUAAUAGAUUAUUGAAAUUUUUGCUGCUAAAAUAUAAAUAUAUAUCAAUUAUAAAGUGACUGCAGAAUCUCUAUUGAAUCAUUUUUAUGAUAAAUAUAUUUAAUAUGAUUAAUUUAUAAUUUUAAAACUAUUUACCUAGUUGAAUAAGUUUAAGUUACUUUAUAAGUAACUUAUCUACUUUUAAAUAUUUUUUUUAUUUAUUAUAACCAUUUUUCUUAAGUUUUAAUUUAUUUUAAUUAUUCCAAAGAACAUGCUUGUACCGUAAUAACUCAUUUAAAUGUUCCUGGAAUUUGAUGUAUAAUAUUUAUUAUAAUAUAAUACAAACAAGUUUAUAUUAUAUUAUAAUUAUCUUUAAUGACUAUUAUUAUAAUUUUUUAUUAAUAUCAUUUAAUUUAAACUAUUUCAUCCAGUAAUAAUUAAAUAUUAUAGAACAAAAUUAAUUAAAAAUUACUUUUUGUUUUAAAUAUUAUCAAAAAAAAUGUUUCAAUCACCAAAAUUAUUUUCUUAAAAUUAAUUAAAUAAAGACACAAAUAUGUCCAUGAUUUCAUUAUUGUUUUACAUUUAAAACGUAUUUAUAAAUAAAUUAUUUAAAGUGGAAAAAUGUGUUUAAAUAAAAUAUUAUAAUAUUAGGCAUUACAGAUAUGUACAAUCCGUGUAUAUCUAAUAAAAAUUUAAGUUUCUAGAUACAGUGACUUGAAUUGAAGAAUUAAUGUAUUCCAGAAGCAUAUUAAUUAAAUGGGACAUGAUGUAUUUGGCUGCAGUCACUGAAUGGUGCUGCGGUUAAACAUUGUUAGCUCUCGGAUGAAUAACCAGAGUUUUUAACAGCAAGUUCUAUCUUAUAUAAUAUGAGAAUACACAUUUCAAAAAAUCUAACGUAUCAUACCUUCCCGUAUUAAAAUAUAUUUCUCAGCUAAUGGUCAUAGUUCCCAAAGCUUAAUUUAAAAUAUAUAUAUAUUAAUAAUAAUAAUAUAUUAUUAAUUAUUUAUUGGUAAUAUUUUCUGAUGAGCAAAAGUAAUUGAAUUCCUUAUCCUUUAAUACAGUUUUUUUUUAAUCAUCUGACAGUUUGUUUAUAUCUUUAAUAUCUAUAAGUAAAAAAUAUUAGUUAUAUUUUCAGAACAUAAAUUAUACAAAUAUUUAUUAUCAUUUAUUUAUUAUUUUCUAAAAUUUCAGUGGUCGAUUUAAAAAUGAAUAAAAAAUGAAUUGUACUUAUCAUUUUCUAACUAUUAAUAAUAUAAAUUACGUGAGUACAAAUAUAUAGAGAAUUGGGGGUUUUCCUUAAAAAUAAUGUACUAUAAUAUGUAAGUUGUUUAAUAUAAUUAUUACAAUGAUACCUAAAAAUUCUAAAAACUGUACGAAAGCUUUUUAAGUAUUUUUUUUUUUUAUAGAAAUAUUGUUAUUUUUAAUUAACCAUAUUAAUUGAAUUUAGCAUUUAGAAAUUAACUGUUUUCAUGAAAUAUAGGCAAAACUUACUAUCUAUUAAUCAAUUUGUUUUUCGAAUACUAAGUCAUAGUAAAACAUUGAUCAUUAUUUAUAGUUUUAGUUAUAAGUUUAGACUAUUAACUAUUUAAUAUUCAUUGUAAACUUAUAUUGUUAUAAAUUGUUGUGUAAUUGGCAAAAAAAAUGUUUACUUACUAAAUUAAUACAUAAUAGUAUAGUUUAUUAAGUUCAUAAUAAUCCAUUAAAAUAUAAUAUUUGCGUAUUUUACUUCAUGUUUUAUGGAGUUUAUAAUAAUAUUCUCAUCAGUAUUCAAACGAAAUAUUAACCAUUGUAUUAUGUAAUAUGACAUUUAAAAAAGUUAUUUAGAAAAUAAAUAAUUAGAAUUAGUUAUAUUUUAACUGUAUUCAAUUAAAACUUAUACAAAAUUGAAGUUGUUAUUACUGCAUACACCAUUAUGAAUAUCCAUUAAAAUAUAAUAUAAUAUUAUAUAAAAUGUACCUGUACAAGGGUUAAAAAGAUUAUAGAAAUAAAAUCAAUAAUAUUGAAAA